Monascus purpureus is the source of this 984-nucleotide messenger RNA. The record is from the annotation of a GenBank genome assembly. NCBI's taxonomy places the organism in Eukaryota, Fungi, Ascomycota, Eurotiomycetes, Eurotiales, Aspergillaceae.
GUUCAUGGAAAGUUAAUUGGAGAUGAUAGUAAUACGAACGGGAACUGAUAAACACCGAUCCUCACUCCAUCCUACCCAAAUCUAAAUCCAACAAGCAGUGGUUAUCAUUAUCAUUGUGAGUAUGCUUUCUUUUCUAAUUGGCAAAAACAACUAACUAUUGAAUUUAUCUAUCAGAAUCAUGCUCCUCCUCGUACCCCUAGUCGUUUUCACUGGUAUCCACCCCGUCACUGUUACUGCGGCGGCGGUACCACCAGAGAUAAGACCAGCCGCUACAACGACAGCAACAAUAGCCCAUGAUGCAUUCAGGGGGUCAGUAUUCGAAAAGAGGAGGUUUGAAGGAGCGAAUGCUGUCCGUUUAAUGAUUGCUGAAGAACAUGAUGGCGACAGUGACUUUGGUGGGAAUGGAGAUCCAACCAGCAACGAUAUCGAUAUCGAUAUCGACUUGAUCCUCUCCAAUCCAAAACAAUCAUCACGAACAACAACCCACAAAAGAGCUAGCAAAAACCUACCCGACUACAAGGAACAAGAACAAGAUAGCCUACCCGAAGAUGAAGAAGACGAAGAAGACGAAGAGUAUUAUCAUGACACCCCGUCACUCGUUUCCGGACAACUACUCCUCCUCGCCUUCUUGAUAUUCAUCAUCAUAGGGAUAGUGCGGGGAUUAAGUUAACCCUUUCGAGUUCAUGAUCUACUUGACUGCAUUUGUGGUGGAUAGAAAGGAGAGGGAGGAUAUGAAGGUUGAUUGAUUGAUUCAAAAUGAAAGUUUUGCUGCCACGCAUAAAAGAGAGAAGAAAGAAGGCAUGGAUCUGAUGAUUGACUUGACUGGUUUAGUAUGGUAUGAUACCCCUCUUUUUAUUUAUAUGUACAUACAUAAUUCUACUUUCGGUAUUCACACUGCUUGAAUCCUGGCCUCUGGUAGUUUUUGCCUUCUACAUGUGGAUAGGACGGUUUUGGUUCUUUGCAUAGCUAUCUUGGGUAUCUCUC